AUGGCUCACCUCGAGGCACGAAAGCAUAUCUCGCCAGAUUCGGGAUUUCCCAUCACUCUUCACCCCCAUUUUAACCCUAAGAUAAAGGACCAUGUUCCUCCUGAAUCUACCCGCCAAUUGAUUGAUCCGCCCCAGGACCGAGCUCACUUCGCUGAUCCGGAAAAGAAGGCAUUGUUUUCGGCCGCCAAGAGAAUUGAUCUGACGGAAUCCAUUGGAACUGUUCUGCAGGAUAUUCAGCUUUCCCAGUUAUCAGAGCAGCAACUGGAUGAGCUGGCUCUGUUGGUCAACGAGAGAGGUGUGGUUUUCUUUCGCGAACAAGACUUGACGACUGAACAACAGGUCAAGCUUUUCGAGCAUUAUGGUAUUCUCGAUAGACAUCCAGCUCAGAAGGAUCAAAAAUUUGUGAUUAUCAAAGGUAGUAAGGGGGAUCAUCGUGAUGCUUUGAGCUACACUCCAUGGCCAUCGGGCGAUUUUCACGCAGAUACAUCUUUCGAGUUGAACCCCCCGUCUUACUCACUUUUGAGAAUGGAGGAGCAUCCUGAAUUCGGUGGAGAUACCGCGUGGGUUUCGCAGUAUGGCCUCUAUGAUGCCCUCAGCGACUCAUUUAAGAAGUUUCUUGAUGGCCUCCAUGCAGUGCAUACCUCGCGCUUUCAAUACGACACAAUUCUUGAUCUAUGGCAGGCCCCGGUAAAUCGACCACCCAUCGAUACCCAUCAUCCUGCCGUGCGAACCCACCCUGUCACCAGUCUAAAAGCUCUGAAUGUGAAUCCGGGUUUUGUUUCGGGAUUCGCUGAGUUAAAGAAAGUGGAGUCGGACAAAAUUCUUGACUUUAUUAAUUAUCACAUCCACUCAGGAGACGAUCAUGCAGUCCGGUGGAAAUGGGAAGUAGGAAGUGUUGCCAUGUGGGACAAUCGAUGCACCCUUCACCGAGUGAUUCCAGGCACGUAUGAAAGUCCUCGGCGGGGAAUUCGAACAACCGUCUUUGGUGAAAAACCAUUUUUUGAUCCUGCGAGCAAGUCUCGAAAUGAAAAGGCGCGGCACAACAACACUCAAGAAAAUGGAAUCAAGUCUUAG
This is a messenger RNA of Penicillium cosmopolitanum, 1074 nucleotides long. RefSeq names its product TauD/TfdA dioxygenase family protein. Gene Ontology annotation, cellular component: cytoplasm. NCBI's taxonomy places the organism in Eukaryota, Fungi, Ascomycota, Eurotiomycetes, Eurotiales, Aspergillaceae. The transcript is spliced from 10 exons. The coding region runs from base 1 to 1074 and encodes 357 amino acids. Gene Ontology annotation, molecular function: 2-oxoglutarate-dependent dioxygenase activity. The record is from RefSeq and is a predicted model, not a curated record.